CUCCAUUCCACAAUGGCCUCCCUUGCUGCAGCAAAUGCAGAGUUUUGCUUCAAUCUGUUCAGAGAGUUGGAUAACAAUCAAGGGAGUGAAAAUGUGUUCUUUUCUUCUCUGAGCAUCUUCACUGCCCUGGCCCUGGUCCGUUUGGGUGCACGAGGUGACUGUGUGUCUCAGAUUGAUAAGCCAGGACUUCAGUCUCAACUGAAAAGAGUUCUCUCUGAUAUAAACACAUCGCAUAGGGAUUACGAACUCCACAUUGCCAAUGGUCUUUUUGCAGAAAAAGUAUUUGACCUUCAUAAGAACUAUAUUGAGUGUGCUGAAAAAUUAUACAAUGCCAAAGUGGAACGAGUUGACUUCACAAAUGAUAUAGAAGAUACCAGAUAUAAAAUUAAUAAAUGGAUUGAAAAUGAAACACAUGGCAAAAUCAAGAGCAUCCUUCAAGCAGGCGUAAGCUCUUCGGCUGUGAUGGUGCUGGUGAAUGCUGUGUACUUCAAAGGCAAGUGGGAGUUGGCCUUCACCAAGAAUGAAACUGUAAAUUGCCAUUUCAAAUCUCCCAAGUGUCCCGGGAAAGCAGUCGCCAUGAUGCAUCAAGAACAGAAGUUCAAUUUUUCUGUCAUUAGAGACCCGUCCAUGCAGGUUCUUGAGCUCAAGUAUCAUGGUGGCAUAAGCAUGUUCAUUAUGCUGCCUGAAAAUGACCUGUCCCAAAUUGAAAACAGACUGACCUUUCAGAAUCUAAUGGAGUGGACCAAUCCAAGAAAAAUGAGCUCUCAGUAUGUUGAGGUGUUUCUUCCUCAGUUCAAGAUAGAGAAGAAUUAUGAAAUCAAACACCACUUAAGAGCCCUAGGGCUGAAAGACAUCUUUGAUGAAUCCAGAGCUGAUCUCUCUGGUAUAGCUUCAGGAGGCCGUUUAUAUGUGUCCAAAAUGAUGCACAAGUCCUAUAUAGAGGUCACCGAGGAGGGCACAGAGGCCACUGCUGCCACAGGAAAUAACAUCGUAGAAAAGCAGCUCCCCGAGUCCAGGGUGUUCAGAGCUGAUCGCCCCUUUCUCUUCGUCAUCAGGAAGGAUGACAUCAUCUUGUUUAGUGGCAAAGUGUCUUGCCCUUGAAAGUCCAGUUGGUUUCUAUUAUGGUAGUCCAUACCACAUC
This is a messenger RNA of Odobenus rosmarus divergens (Pacific walrus), 1141 nucleotides long. RefSeq names its product serpin peptidase inhibitor, clade B (ovalbumin), member 7 (gene SERPINB7). The transcript has 6 exons. Gene Ontology annotation, molecular function: serine-type endopeptidase inhibitor activity. The record is from RefSeq and is a predicted model, not a curated record. Gene Ontology annotation, biological process: negative regulation of endopeptidase activity. The coding region runs from base 13 to 1101 and encodes 362 amino acids. NCBI's taxonomy places the organism in Eukaryota, Metazoa, Chordata, Mammalia, Carnivora, Odobenidae.